UGUCUCUCUCAGGAUUAUGAUUGAGUCCUUCCCCACUCUAUCUAAUGUUAGCAUGCCGUAGAGAAUUUGGGUUUUCCAACCCACAAGUCUCCAAAUUAUUUGACUCUCACCCAUCUUGGUUGCAGAUCACAGCCAAAAAAAGGCCUCUCUUAACAAACCUGUAUUUUUUCCCUCUGUGCCUCUAGUCAGUUUUCAGCCUACAUUUAUCUCUCUCCUGUGGAUCUUACUAAAGGACACAAGAAACAGCCAACACAUUGCACCAUUCUAAAUGUUUUUCUAGUGAAUCCUUUAAUGGUGUACCAUGAGUAGGCCCCUGUCUUAGACCAAGGAGUCAAUAGGUGGCAGCAUAACUAGCUAUUUUGUUGUCAGUUAACAAGGACUGCCAACUUUCCAGUCCAGGCCAGCCUGUGCUAGCCUUCCCGAACCUUCAAUCAGCCAGUUGCACAUUUUAGGCUUAGUCACAUUCAACACUCACUUCUAGUACCAAUUCCUAUAUCACUUAAGAGUCUUUGUAUUGCUAAUGAUAGAAAACGUGACCGUACCAGCUUAAAUAAAACAGAGAAUUUAUUUGCUAAUAUAAAUUAAAGGUCUAGAAAAAGGCCAUCUUCAGUUAUAGAUAGAUUCAGGGCUCAACCAACAACACCAGCACUUGGUUUUUCUCCGUCUUCCAAUUCCCAUUUUGUUGGUCUUGGUUUUAGACCCCAUGUGGUCAAAGGAUGAGUGCAACAGGCCUAUUCCCUACAUCCUCACAGAUCUGGUUCAGCCUCAUCCCUCAGGGAUAGAGCUCGCCUCAGGCUACAAGUUUCCUUGAUUCUGAUGAUCACAAGCCAUCACCAGAAGUCUCUAGGGCCAAAUGAAUGCAAGGCUCUGAUGAGCCAGUCUUGAAUCACAUGCUUUUCCUCUGUCUGGAGUGGGAGUGAAUGCCUCUGGAUGCACAUGUUUUGAGAGUGAGCGGGGGAUGAUUCUCCACACAAACAAAUGGACAUGAUUAUAAGUAGGGGGAAUGGUUGCUGAGCUGCCGAAACGCAACGGAAUACACUGCAGACUUUUCCCCCAGUAAGAUUAUGUCAAUUUAUAUUAACAGGGCACAGAAUACUAAAAGGUUUGUUUUUAAUUUCUCUAUGUUUCUGAGAUGAUUUUUAAAUGAUCAACCCUCUGCGUAGCUAUACUGAUAAUUAUAUGGUAGAGAGGAUUAUUCCUUUGUUUCUGCUCUUUUAAAUCAAAUAAUUCCCAUUAUUUUAACAUUCGAAAAUAGAUUCUUACAGCUAAUGCAUAUGUUUAAUCUGGUAGUGUUUCUUUUUCACCCUAAAAAUCUAUAAGGUGUCAUUCUGCAGUCUAAGAAGGAAUAAUGUAAGUUUUAGAACUGAGGAAUGCAAUAUUAUAAAACACCUUUCCACUACUGGGGCAAAUACUGCACCAUAACAGGUAGUCAUGGAAAUGCAACUUGAAAAACCAGAAUUAUUAAAAACUUAUGUUGCCAUAUUUUACACAUGCCACUGUUGCACUGAUUCAGUCCAUGUUGAUUGGGGGCCACCGUAGGAGAGUUGUUGGCUGUGAUUCUUCAGCACUUUUUCCACACUGGCGAGACCUACAUUAUUGUUUUAUAAUCUUCUGCCUGCUCUUGACUUUUUAUUUCUAUAGAUUAAUAUGGAGGAUUCUUUAUGUGAUUGGUCUGCAAGCCUACUGGUUAUUGUUUUACUCUGUCAUUAAGCUCAGACUGAUGUAUAUUAAAUGAGAAAGAGAUAUGCAUUUAGAAUUCUCUUUAAGUCCAGAAUUGUGAUUGUCCUUAUUCAUCCAGGCUUUCAAUCUACUUAUUUCAGGCCUUUGGUUAUAGUAUAACAACCUCUCCCAUCCACAUCACAGCCUUUCUUUCCACCCUCUUUCUUCUGCCUCUUCUUAUACUUACAGAAAGGAGGUAGGUGGUAUCACCUGAACCUGAAAUGAGGCUGAAGACAUUAAUGGCACUGGACAGUGGAGUGGAGCCCAGGCUUUGGCCACUGCUCUGCUGCUGCCAGCUGUGUGACAUGGGCAGGAUGCCUACCUUCUCUGUAACCCUGUUUCUUCCUCUGUAAGUGGUGAUGUAGACUUUGAUCUCUACAAGUCUCCUGCAGCCUUAAAGUUCUUUUCUUUUUAAAGAAUGUGACUGCUGGAAAAGCUGACACUGAUCUGAGAACUCCACUUCACUGAGGAAGACCAGACAGCACUGUUACAUCCAGCACCUGUGGGUCAUCCACUGCAGAAGUGGCUUCCAAAGCCUCUGAGAUUUAUCAGCAAGACUGUUGAACGCAUAACUGCCCAAGAUGCCCGUCCCUCCCCCUCCAGCACCCCCGCCGCCCCCGACGUUUGCACUGGCCAAUACAGAGAAGCCUACCUUGAAUAAGACAGAGCAGGCUGGGAGAAAUGCUCUCCUUUCUGAUAUCAGCAAAGGGAAGAAACUAAAGAAGACAGUCACCAAUGACAGAAGUGCACCAAUAUUGGACAAACCUAAAGGAGCUGGUGCUGGAGGUGGUGGUGGUGGCUUUGGUGGAGGCGGCGGAUUUGGCGGAGGAGGUGGUGGCGGAGGCGGUGGAAGUUUUGGAGGGGGCGGACCUCCAGGUCUGGGAGGACUGUUCCAGGCUGGAAUGCCGAAGCUGAGAUCCACGGCCAACAGGGAUAAUGAUUCUGGAGGAAGCCGACCACCCAUGUUGCCACCGGGAGGAAGAUCCACAUCUGCCAAACCCUUUUCACCCCCAAGUGGCCCAGGGAGGUUUCCUGUGCCUUCUCCAGGCCACAGAAGUGGUCCCCCAGAGCCUCAGAGGAACCGAAUGCCGCCCCCAAGGCCCGACCUGGGCUCAAAGCCUGAUAGCAUUCCCCCUCCAGUACCUAGUACUCCAAGACCCAUUCAAUCAAGUCUGCACAACCGGGGGUCCCCUCCAGUGCCCGGAGGCCCGAGGCAGCCCGGCCCCGGGCCCACUCCUCCCCCUUUCCCUGGAAACCGCGGCGCUGCUUUGGGAGGAGGCUCAAUACGUCAGUCUCCCUUGAGCUCCUCCUCGCCCUUCUCCAACCGGCCUCCCCUGCCGCCUACGCCCAGCAGGGCCUUGGAUGACAAACCCCCUCCGCCACCUCCUCCAGUAGGCAACAGGCCCUCCAUCCACAGGGAAGCGGUUCCCCCUCCUCCUCCUCAGAACAACAAGCCUCCGGUGCCUUCCACUCCGCGGCCUUCCUCCUCCUCACAGGCCCCACCGCCGCCGCCACCUCCCAGCAGGCCUGGGCCGCCUCCCCUGCCUCCAAGUUCCAGCGGCAAUGACGAAACCCCAAGACUCCCACAGCGGAAUCUGUCCCUCACUUCGUCCACGCCCCCCUUACCUUCGCCAGGACGUUCAGGUCCUCUUCCUCCCCCGCCCAGCGAGAGACCCCCACCUCCAGUGAGGGACCCGCCAGGCCGAUCAGGCCCCCUCCCACCACCUCCUCCAAUAAGCAGAAACGGCAGCACGUCUCGGGCCCUGCCUGCCACCCCUCAGUUGCCGUCCAGGAGUGGAGUAGACAGUCCAAGGAGUGGACCCAGGCCUCCCCUUCCUCCUGACAGGCCCAGUGCUGGGGCACCUCCCCCACCUCCACCAUCAACAUCUAUUAGAAAUGGCUUCCAAGACUCUCCAUGUGAAGAUGAGUGGGAAAGCAGAUUCUACUUCCAUCCAGUUUCCGAUUUGCCACCUCCAGAGCCAUAUGUACAAACGACCAAAAGUUAUCCCAGCAAACUGGCAAGAAAUGAAAGCCGGAGUGGAUCCAACCGAAGAGAAAGGGGUGCCCCACCACUCCCUCCCAUCCCGAGGUGAUCUUUGCCUGCUCUUCUCUACCCAAGCUCAAGAGCUGCUUCUGUUGCUAUCUAAGAACUGCACACCCUCCUCCCUGCUUCUUCCCUUGUGCCCCAUGUAUGGGCAGGAGGAAAGAUGGGAGGGUGAGUGGGAGUAUGCGUGUGUGUGUGGGCAUCGGUAAGAAAUGCACCUAGCUUUUCAUAUUGUUUAUUCUCCAGGCUAUUGCUUGCUUCAGCUGCAGCCGGGGUCGAUAGGCUUCUGUGGUAAUAGGCAGAGAUGAAUUGCAUCCCAGCUUUCCACCAACCAAAUCCAAACAUUCACUGCUUAUUUGCCACAGACUGUAAUUAUUAAAGUCCCUGAGAGCUGUUUUCUCCCGUUCCUUUUUCGCAUGCUUGGCCUUCUGUCUGUUUCCAUGAACCACAGACCACCUAAGCAAGCUGCUGAGUAAGGGCUCACAGGAAACUUUUGCAGUCACAGGAUGUCCAAUCUUUGGCAGUCCGAGCUCAGCUCCAGGACAGAGCUGUCCAAUAGAAAUAUAAUGUGAGCCCCAUAUACAACUUCAACAUUUCUAGUAUAUUUUCAACAAGUGAAGUUAAUAUGCAUCCAAAGUAUUUCACCCUGUAAUCAACAUAAACUUUUAAUGAGAUAUUUUAUAUUAUUUUUUGGUACCGAAUCUUCAGAAUCCAGAGUGUAUUUUACAUUUACUGGUAGCACAUCUCCAUUUGGACUAGUCACAUUUUUAAGUGCUCAGUGGCCACAUGUGGCUGGUGGCUACUGGAUUAGACAGCACAAGUCUGGAAGAUGGAAGCUAGUACAGAAACCUCGUUUAAAAAACAAAAAAGGCAAGAUGGGCUUGAACGGUUCAAGAGGCAACUAAAAAUAAAAUUAGGACCCAGUACCUUGUUUGACACGCAGUUUGACCUUCGAUUUUGCUCCCUUAUCUUCCCUCUUCCCUUAGUAUCUGUAUACAAGUGUUGCUCCAAAGUACCAAGGUCAGAAAUUAAUUGAGUACGGUUUACUAAAGUCAUGUGGAAUAAAGCCACUGGAAAGAAACGGAGAGCCUGUCGGGACUUCCGGGCUCAGAACCAGCUGGCGCACGCCCUCACUUGUCAGUUGGACUUCUGCCUUGUGAAAUGGAAGCAGCCUUUGUUCCUCUCUGGCUGAGCAAGCUCCUGAGGCUGAGAGAGACUAGGAAGGCUUGGUAGGAGGGAAGAAAGUCAGGGAAAGGUGUCAAAUCAGAAACAUGGAAGAAGAAGGGAACAGAUUUGAGUUGGUGGGUAAAACUCUAAAAAUCUGAAUCUGAUUCUUAUGUAAGGGUUGAGCAAAUUAGGGAGAUUGCUAGUGGAAAUUGGAGGGAAUUUGUUUUGCAUCAUUUGUCUAGGAUCUAUGCAAAUACAGCUCCACUAAAGGACCAUAGGGAAGAGCCAGCCUUGCCUUUUCUUACAUGAUUUUGUUUACAAAAUUUUACUGGGACUUUUAAAUCUAGCUAUAGAGUUGGGAAAAAAUAUUUCCACUUAGAUAUUUUAUAUGGUUUUGUUUAAAAUGACCAUUACUUGUUUUUUAAAAACACAUGACCACAUAUGUAUAUGUAUAUCUACCUAAACAUUGUAUCAUGGUUUCAGUAUGUUAUUAAUGUAUUACUGGGAGAUGCUAACAAGAACCCAACCCAAAGAAAAUUCUGAAAAAUACAUUUCUAUUUAUAGAAUAAAUGUUUCAUUUAUAUAAAAGCAAAAGAACUUAGAGUUCUAAUAAAUGGGAUGUCUAAUAAAUUAUGAAGUUACUGAUUUGAAUAUAUUAUAUUUUUAUAACUUCCUUGCCAAAGUCCUGAUGUAGUACAUUAGAGAACCUGUGUUUCCUCUCUCAUCGACCAUUCAUCUGUCUUCCAUACAGUCAUUUGGGCUUUUUACUCAAAGAGAAUCAAGAAAUAAUAAGGUGUAACGAGCUUGGCAAAGUGUUGGUUUUUUAAAAAAAUUUGUUAAUCUCUAGCAGUUUGGUAAUUUAGCAGCAUCAUUUAUUUGGGAUUCUUUUAUCUGAUUUCAACAGUGAAAAGCAUCCCUGUGAUAAAGCCUAAUGACCCAUUUCACAAAAGAUGGAGUUUGCCCUUUCUAGAAAAUAUGACAGACAGAGAAAAGUCUGACUCAGAGAAAGUGGGUCUGAAUUUUAUAAGGGGUAGUAACAAUUGGACAAUUCCUUUGCAUAUCUGAACUUGGCAGGUACCAUUCUAAAUUUGAAACAGGGUCAUAGCUCAAAGUUGCCAUUCAUCCAGAAUAGAGAUCUUUUAGAAUGUAGUGUUUUAAGUGAGUGUUUCAUUAAUACACCUACACCCUUUCUUUGAAAGUUUGCAACCUAAUUGCAUCUAAAACUUUGAAUAAGUUCUGUGGUAAAAUCUUAAACUAUGGAAAAUUACAAAAAUGGAUAUUUUCUUCCCUGAAAUCAGAGCUUACAUGUGUGUUUUUUUCAUAAAAUUUUCAGAUAAAUGUAUUCAACAUGUAAUACAGUAUUUUAACAUUCACCUCUUAUUUUAUAUUGAAAUGUAUUACAGUAUUAAAACUCACUGUUCAGUAUUUAUUUCACUAUGCAUAUUAUUUAGUAAAAGCCAGGAGAAAUGUUUAAUCCAAUGGUGCCUUACUUUGUGAUUUAAAAGAAGUCAACUUUUUUUAUGUCUAAGUAGCAGAUUAUUUGCAUAUUUGUAAAAACUGUUAGGUCUUUAUAUUUUAAAUUGUAAUACCAGUUUUGUUAUUUUUAGUAGCAGAAAUGGGAUGAUUGUUAAAGUUCCCAAAAAAUAUUGGCGUGAAAUUAAUUUUUUCCUCCUUCUAGUCAAGGACCGUAGAGGAAGAAAAACAUUUUUUUCAUACCAUGCACUAUGUAAACAGACACAUUUUGGUAUCUGUGUCAUCAGGAUAGUGUAAAUGGUAGGGUAGAGACUCCCCUAGACAUCUGCAUCUUUGUAAGUUAGCCAGACAAUAAAGAAAAGCAGAAUGA
This is a messenger RNA of Chlorocebus sabaeus (green monkey), 6773 nucleotides long. RefSeq names its product WAS/WASL interacting protein family member 1 (gene WIPF1). Gene Ontology annotation, biological process: actin filament-based movement. Gene Ontology annotation, cellular component: actin filament. The record is from RefSeq and is a predicted model, not a curated record. Gene Ontology annotation, molecular function: actin binding. NCBI's taxonomy places the organism in Eukaryota, Metazoa, Chordata, Mammalia, Primates, Cercopithecidae.